AAAUGAAGACGGACUAUUGUGUAGAGAAGAAUGGUAUUCGAGGAGUCUCUUUUGCAGUAGAUGGUGUCAGGUGGAGAACUGGAUCUGAGGUCUCCAGUCCAGGGCAUGCUGAUAUGGACAACAGUAAAGUACCCCACCCUUCCCCUUUCAGAAAAUACCACCAGAACCUUCAGACUCUCAAACCCAUCCGCUGGUCCUCCUCACAGUCCCACCCUUUGGACAAUGCAGGUUUCCUGUCCUUUACAACCUUUGCCUGGAUGAUGCCCAUGAUGUGGGCUAUGUUCAGGAAUAAACUGGACAUGGACUCCAUCAACCUGUCUCCCUUGGAUGUUGCCGCCACCAGUGGAGAAAGGCUCCAGAGACUCUGGGAGGAGGAGGUGACAAGGGUAGGCCUGGAGAAAGCCUCUCUGGUUCGUGUGAUCCUUCGCUUUCAAAGAACCAGGCUGAUUCUGUCCGUCAUGAUUGGUGUUCUCUUUAUGGUGGCUGCGUUUGUGGGCCCGGCUGUUAUAGUUUAUAAGAUCUUAAACUAUAUUGAUGACCCAGGGAAGUCCACAGUGUCCCAUGGUGUUGGUCUGUCCUUUGCUCUGUUCUCCUCAGAGUUCUGCAAAGCCUUCCUCGUGUCCUUGCUGUGGGCGAUGAACCUGCGCACAGCUGUCAGGCUGAAAGGUGCCUUUUCGUCAAUGGCCUUUCAGAAAGUCAUCUCUCUGCGGGUGCUCGGCAGCAUUUCAAUGGGAGAGAUGAUUAAUGUUUUAACCAACGAUGGACACAAAUUAUUUGAAGCUGUACUAUUUGGGAGCUUCUUGCUGUCUGCCCCGGUGCUCUUUGUCGUCUGCAUCAUCUACGCCUGCUACAUCCUGGGCUACACCGCACUGACUGGAGUCUUCACCUACAUCAUCUUCAUCCCCAUACAGGUUUUGCUGGUCAAACUCAUUAACACGUUCAGGUGGAAAGCCAUAGUGAUCACAGACAGCCGUGUUCGCACGAUGAAUGAGAUUCUCAACAGCAUCAAACUCAUCAAGAUGUACGCCUGGGAGGAUUCAUUUGAGAAGAAGAUUGCAGUUUUGAGGAAAAAUGAGAGGAAACAGCUACAGAGGGUCAGUUAUGUCCAGAAUAUCAACACCAGCAUCACAAGCAUCAUCCCCACCCUCGCCACCAUUCUCACCUUCAUGGUUCACACCUUGCUACGCUUAAACCUCAACCCAUCUGAUGCCUUCACCACCAUCGCCGUCUUCAACUCCAUGAGGUUCUGCCUGGCGCUGCUGCCCCUGUCUGUGAAGGCUAUGGCUGAGGCUGCCGUGGCAAUAAAACGACUGAGGAGAAUAUUGAUGAUCCAGAAUCCAGAGCCGUACCUGAUGCAGAGGAAAGACAGCGACUCGGCUAUAGUGAUGAAGAAUGCUACGCUUGCCUGGACCAGAACAGACGCAGUGUCCAGCACAGACAGUGAAGUGAACGGACACAAGGCGGACGAGGUGUCCCAGGAUGAGAAGACUGAAACCAUGCCAACCCUGAGAAACAUCUCCUUCACGCUGCCUAAGGGCAAACUGCUCGGUGUCUGUGGGAAUGUGGGGAGUGGAAAGACAUCACUGAUUUCCAGCAUUUUGGAACAAAUGCACCUUCUUCAGGGCUCCAUCACAGCUGACGGGACAUUUGCCUACGUUUCCCAGCAGGCCUGGAUAUUCCAUGGGACUGUUCAAGAAAACAUCCUGAUGGGGGAACCUUUUGACCAGGCCAAAUACAACAGAGUUGUAGAUGUCUGUAGUCUCAGAGCUGAUCUGGAGAUCCUCCCAUAUGCUGACCAAACCGAGAUUGGAGAGCGGGGGCUCAAUCUGUCAGGGGGGCAGAAGCAGAGGAUCAGCCUGGCCAGAGCCGUCUACUCCAAUAAAGACAUCUUCCUCCUCGACGAUCCACUGUCUGCUGUUGACGCCCAUGUGGGGAAACAUAUCUUUGAAGAAUGCAUAAAGAAUGAGCUUCAGGGAAAAUCCAUCAUACUGGUUACACACCAGCUCCAGUAUUUGGAGUUCUGUGACGACAUCCUAUUCCUGGAUGACGGGGAGGUGCGGGAGGCUGGACACCACGAGGCCUUGAUGAAAGCCAAUGGACGCUAUGCUCAGCUCAUCAGAAACUAUGAGAUGGAGCAGUCCAAAACUCAGAAAGAGGAGGACGAGGCAUCACCCCAAGACGCUGCCCAGCUGAAGGAGGUGGAGCCAAGAGAACGCACAAGCAGUGGGAUAGUGAACCCAGCAUUUGACAUGUCAGAUGAAAAAGAUGAUGGGACACCUGCUGACCAGAAAUCCACUGUCAGUGCUGAUGAUCAGCUGGUCAGUCAGGAGGCCUCCACAGAAGGCGCUGUCUCCUGGAAAAUUUACCAGCAGUACUUCCAGGCAGCUGGAGGCUACAUUAUCACCUCCCUCACCGUCCUCAGCAUCGUCCUGAUGAUCGGAUCCACGGCCUUCAGCAACUGGUGGCUCAGCUUUUGGCUGGGGCAGGGUGACGGGUCACACAACAGCACAACUUCACACCAGGGCGACAUCUCACAAAACCCAGACCUGCACUUCUACCAACUGAUUUAUGGCAUGAUGGUGGUCGUCAUGGUGAUACUUGCCAUCAUCAAAUGCUUUAUCUACACUCAAAUGACCAUGAACGCUUCCUGCAAACUCCACAACACCAUGUUCAAGAAGAUUAUUGACAGUCCCAUGAAUUUCUUCGACACGACGCCAGCAGGUCGCAUUCUCAACCGCUUUGCGAAAGAUCAAGAGGAGCUGGACACUGUGCUUCCCCUCCACAUGGACCCUUUCCUGGCGUUUACACUAAUGGUCACCUUUACAAUUAUCAUCAUCUCGGCCGUUUUCCCUCUCAUGCUUGUAGCUGUGGUCAUUAUGGGAGCUUUGUUCACCCUCAUCCUCUUUGUCUUCCAGAGGAGCAUCCGUCAGAUGAAGAGGAUGGAGAACAUCAGUCGCUCUCCCUGUAUCUCUCUCACCACCUCCACCCUGCAGGGCCUCAGCACUAUUCAUGCCUACAACAUAAGACACAGCCACAUAAAGCUGUUCAAGUCCCUGAAUGACAUCAACUCCAACCACUAUUUACUCUUUCACUCUGGGACACGUUGGCUUUCCUUCUGGCUGGACUGCAUGGCUUCAUCCAUGACCUUGUUUGUGUCUCUGUUCGUGGUGCUCAGCAGUAACGACGUCAUCAGUCCAUCCUUGAAAGGCCUGGCCAUGUCCUACACCAUACAGUUGACAGGCAUGCUUCAAUAUGUAGUGCGGCAGUCGACAGAGGUGGAGGCCAGGUUCAACUCAGUGGAGCGGAUACUGGAAUACGUCACGAGUUGCAAGCCUGAGGCCCCCAGACACAUAGAGGAGGCUCCGAUCCCAGAGGACUGGCCAAAGAGCGGAGCCAUCACCUUCCAGGACUAUAAGAUGAGGUACAGAGAGAAUACACCCAUCGUCCUGAAUGGGCUCAAUUUCUUCAUCCAAGCUGGAGAGAAGCUGGGCAUUGUGGGAAGGACAGGCUCUGGGAAGUCCUCUUUAGGUGUGGCUCUGUUCAGGCUGGUGGAGCCAGCUGCAGGAAGCAUCCUGAUAGAUGGAGUGGACAUUAUGGCCAUUGGUCUGCAGGAUCUGCGCAGCAAGUUGUCCAUCAUCCCCCAGGAUCCUGUCCUAUUCAUUGGCACAGUCAGGUACAACCUAGAUCCCUUUAAUAACUACACUGAUGAGGAGAUCUGGGCAGCGCUGGAGAAGACCUACAUGAAAGACUCGAUCUCCAGGCUGGAGGGGAAGCUACAGGCACAGGUGCUGGAGAAUGGAGAGAACUUCUCCGUAGGAGAAAGACAGCUGAUGUGUAUGGCCAGAGCGCUACUCCGUAACUCCAAGAUCAUUCUGCUGGAUGAGGCAACAGCCUCCAUUGACGCAGAGACAGAUGCUCUGAUCCAGAAUACCAUCAAAGAGGCCUUCCAGGACUGCACCAUGCUCACCAUCGCCCAUCGUAUCAACACUGUGAUGCACUCAGAUCGUAUUCUAGUCAUGGACAAUGGACAGGCGGCUGAGUUAGACCACCCAGAUGUGCUGAAGCAAAGACCAGACUCUUUGUUCUCAUCACUCCUGACAGCUGCUAACACUGUGAACACUGGAACCACAGAGGACCAGUGACUCCACAGCACAAUGGCACAGUAAUCACUGAAACAUAUUAAUAGUUAUUCAUUUAAACAACCCAACCAGAUCUUAAUCAGUAUGCUCAUAUUAAACUCUGGACUGAGGUGCUGGUAUCAGGUGUCACUGAGCAGCAGAGAUGUGGUUUGAUAUUAAUGUAGGAAAAGAAACAUUUUAUUUAAAUAGUGGUUCAUUUUUCACUCCUGUCUGAAUCUGUCAUGUUUAUUUAAAACAUAUUAUUUAUUGAUUUUCUACAUCUUUGUUUGCUGCCACUUGAUUGGAACUUGACACUUCUUGCGAAGUUUCAGUCUGCUGUGUUAAUAUGCACUACAUAUGCUACUAUUGGAUUUUUAUCGUAUUAAAGAUAUUUAUACAGAAAAUGUUACUCAUGUCACAUUACCUGAUCAGUUUCUGCUCACACAAACUGAGGUAAUAAAUCAUGGAUAUUUGUAAAGUUUUGUUUGCUGUAUUUUAACUGUGCAAUUCCAAUAACUAAUUUUUCUUUUUCUUUGUCAUAUCCCAUAAUUUUCAUUUAAAAAAAUAUCAGGCAAAUUAAAGCUUAAUAUUACUCAUAGCUUAUUUUUACACGGGGUGGCAUGAAUAAUGCUCUCUGUUUGUGGAUCAGUUAACAGAGAAAGUUUGCUACUACAGUUGUGCCUCUUUUAAAAGACAAUUUCACACACAUGGGCUUCAAAUCCAGUCAUCUUAUGAGGAAGAGAGUUUUCUGCUGUGAAAUCUCAUUAAGGCAUGACAUUCCUCUCAGCUUUGCUUAUUGUGUUAAAGUGGUGGGGUCUCAUCCUCAGUCUGCUCUCUCAAUCCAUCCUUUAUCUCUCCCACUCUCCAUUCUCACGUUCCACUCAUGAUAACAAACCACAGGGAUACACAAUUUACAUAUUUAGAUAUAUAAUCUUUACACAUUGAAAUAUAAAGGCAUGACUCACUUUUUAAAAAAGCAUGUUAAGAGCUAAUCUAAUGAGCACCUACUGCUCAAGCCAAUUUCUUGUUGCAUAGAAACCCAUCUUCAGUAGAAGGAGAUAAAUAACCAAAAUUACAUUUUAGUUUUAACUUUUACACAGAUCAUGAUGUUGAUUAAAAACAUGUGAAGUUUAGUUCUAGCUGGUGCAAACACGCGAGAACUUUAAACAUCGCAUAAGGAACCCAUAAACUAUUUGAGGAGGACUCACAGGGCAGUGUUUACAGCUGAUUAUCCAACUGAAAUAAGGGAAAUGGAUUUAAAAUGAAAAGAAACCGUAUCAUAAACAGACCCAGAGUAAGUGACAAAAUGGGAGUCAAACAUAAAUGAAGGUUUAACAAAAGAAAAUAAUUGUAAAUUUACCUUAAAAUGUGUUAGUCAUGUUGUUUCCUACCAGAACACAUUGUACCGGAUCCACACUGGCAUCCUCUUGAUGGAUAUUAUAGAAAAUAUUACCUGUUGUUAUACAAAAUAUUUUCAGAAAAACAGCACUAUUUUUGUACUGCACUCAAUUAAAACAUGUCUAAAUUGAUUCACUGAUUUUAAUACAGGCCUAAAGUGUGCACAUAAGCUGGACAAUGU
Molecule: messenger RNA, 5697 nt
Organism: Seriola aureovittata
Lineage: Eukaryota; Metazoa; Chordata; Actinopteri; Carangiformes; Carangidae
Gene: abcc12
Product: ATP-binding cassette, sub-family C (CFTR/MRP), member 12
Exons: 30
Coding region: 3-4142 (1379 amino acids)
Biological process (GO): transmembrane transport
Cellular component (GO): membrane
Molecular function (GO): ATP binding; ABC-type transporter activity; ATP hydrolysis activity
Source: RefSeq, a predicted model, not a curated record